UUUAAUUGAAUUGAUUUACAUUGCAGAGAAUGAAUUUGAAAGUAACAGUGGCAAGGAGCCUGAGUUCUGCUUCUUUUUCAACUGCUGCUGACAAAGCAGAUGUGACAGAACCUGUAGAGCAGUCUCAGAAGAUGAGCAAAGCCAUGAAAGCAUAUAUGGAACGUGCUCAAGCUCAUGAUGCUUUCAUGGCAGAGCAGAUUGCUGAAUAUGAGAUAGGUCGACGACAUCUUGCCAACAUAAUGGGAGAAGACCCUGAAACAUUUACAGAUGAAGAUAAAGAUAGGGCAAUUGAAUACCUGUUUCCUUCUGGGUUGUUUGACCCUCGUGCCCUACCACAGAUGAAACAUCCAAGUGAAGUAUUUUUCAAGAGAAAAGCUGCAGAGUUUGAUUAUAGUGGUCGUCCAUUCCACGCCUUGUUCUACACAGGAUUACCAAAUUAUUAUCAGAUUUUGCAUGACAUAACUGAGAAGGUACAGGAACUGGACCACUUCGCGAGUAGGAUGAGCCACUUCAAUGUAACCCAGGACACGAAUAAAACAAUGAGCUUUGGAGGAUCAGAAUGGUUGACUAAGGAAGAAUUUGAAAAAAAAAUUGUUGAAGCCAUUAAAGAUUAUCAUUAUGAAUUCUUCGUCAAGUCAAUGAAUCGUCUAGUUGCACAUCCUCUUUCAUAUAGAGAAAAAGAUUUUAUUAUGAGUUAUAGAAAAGAGAAAGUCAGUGCACUGUUAUUGCAGGAGAUUCCAAAGCUUAUGUUCAAUGCUGAAGGUGUUCCAUACAUGAUAACGACUGGAAGAAGAAAAACUUCUACUGCUACUGUCACAGUAUAUGGACGGGGUUCAGGAAAGAUGACAAUUAAUAAUAAAGAUAUACUAUUUUUCAGCAAUAUUCAAGAUAGAGAGCAGAUUUUGUUCCCAUUACAAUUCUCUGGUGUUUUGGGCACAGUAGAUGUUGUUGCUGAAGUUGAAGGUGGAGGAACUACAGGUCAGUCAGGGGCUAUCCGCUAUGCUAUAUCUAUGGCACUCCGUUCAUUUGUAGACUCUGAGAUGGUUGAAAAAAUGAGGCUGGCUGGUCUUCUGACACGUGAUCCACGAAGGAGAGAGAGAAAGAAGCCAGGACAGAAGGGUGCAAGAGCUAAAUUCACAUGGAAAAAACGUUAGUUCCUUUCUGUACCCUUUGUGGUGCUGUAAGUUAAUGUGCCGUGGUAUGUUAUGUAGUUAUGUACAGUCAUGAGAUGAAGAAAUUUUUUGCUUAAUA
Macrobrachium nipponense is the source of this 1251-nucleotide messenger RNA. RefSeq names its product small ribosomal subunit protein uS9m-like (gene mRpS9). Gene Ontology annotation, cellular component: mitochondrial small ribosomal subunit; ribosome. Lineage: Eukaryota; Metazoa; Arthropoda; Malacostraca; Decapoda; Palaemonidae. Gene Ontology annotation, biological process: translation. The transcript has 9 exons. The record is from RefSeq and is a predicted model, not a curated record. Gene Ontology annotation, molecular function: RNA binding; structural constituent of ribosome. Bases 30 to 1154 code for a protein of 374 amino acids.